Molecule: messenger RNA, 924 nt
Organism: Brassica napus (rape)
Lineage: Eukaryota; Viridiplantae; Streptophyta; Magnoliopsida; Brassicales; Brassicaceae
Exons: 1
Coding region: 191-454 (87 amino acids)
Source: RefSeq, a predicted model, not a curated record
CAUUAUUUUAUAUCCAAUAUAAGCUCCUAUCCUUCUUCCUCUCCAUCCUUUUCCAUCUACCUUUGAAUCUUUCCAUACGUGUAUAUAAAGCUUUACUUCCUCCUCUGCUACUCCUUUUCUAUCAAUCACCAAAACACAUUCAUUGGCUUAAACCCUAAGGCCCAAGCACCUGAGCUACCACAAACCAAAAAUGAGACCCUUUGGCUUGGUCUUUACGGUCAUGUUCUUGGUCUCAGCCUUUUCAGAAUCAAGAACCGCGGACUGUAGAGUUCUCCUUGGUGGCUCAUCAGAGGAAAUAAGUCAAUCUAAGAAUCAUGUUGUCGAAGAUUUUCGAAGUAAAGAGUUGUCAGGGGUCGUGAUACGUGGUUAUAAAAGGUUACGAUUGCUCUCUUCAGCUGGAGAGAGGAUGCACACAAUGGCUUCUGGACCGAGCAGGAGAGGUGCUGGUCACUAAAAGACUAUUUACUCACUUACAUUAUUUUCUUAUACAUCAGUAUUUAUUUAGCUCAGGUUAUAGUAAAGGAUUUUUCAUUUGUUAUAGAUCAUUAUAUUUAUUCAGUCACCAAUGUAAAGUCUAGAAGGGAGAAAUUCAUUUGAUCAUCAGGGCCGGCUCAAGGACAGGGGCCAGCAGUGCAUCCGCCCAGGGUCCACGUACAAAAGGGCCAAGACCAACGUUCAAUAGGGGCCCAUAUAUUCCAAUCGUUGAAUAAUUAAAGGGCCUUGUCUAAACUGUUCCAACCGAGUUCCUCUUUAAAUUUUUAAUAUAAUUGUUUGUCGGCAAUGUCAAAGGAAAAACAUCAAAUUUAUGUUCAACAUAUUGGGCUUUAUGGACCAUUGCGGUAGACGAUAGUACAUCAUUUUUAUAAUUUUCUUGUGGAUUUGGGUUUUAUACACAUAUAAAAAUAAAUAAUGAAAAUUGAGUGA